Messenger RNA from Pollicipes pollicipes, 1936 nucleotides. RefSeq names its product dihydrolipoamide S-acetyltransferase muc (gene muc). Gene Ontology annotation, cellular component: pyruvate dehydrogenase complex. Lineage: Eukaryota; Metazoa; Arthropoda; Thecostraca; Pollicipedomorpha; Pollicipedidae. Bases 131 to 1600 code for a protein of 489 amino acids. The record is from RefSeq and is a predicted model, not a curated record. Gene Ontology annotation, biological process: pyruvate decarboxylation to acetyl-CoA. Gene Ontology annotation, molecular function: dihydrolipoyllysine-residue acetyltransferase activity. The transcript is spliced from 2 exons.
UGCGGCGGUUGUGGCUGAGUGGUAUUCGUUUGCUAUAUGGGUGUGUGGCAGCGAUUGUGGAUUGACAGGAGCUGGUUAAGCUUGCGGACGGUGGUCACGACGUUCAGCAGGUGACCAGCCAGCCGGCGCCAUGCUGCUGCGCCCCGCCGUGCCGUUCAGCCGGGCGCUGUGCCGUCAGACGCGGCUGCGUCACCAGCUGGGCCGUGCCUGUGCCGCCUCCUUCCAGACGCGCGCGCUGGCCGACGCGCUGCGGCCGCCGGGCGCCACACUGUGCGCGCGCGCGCUGCCGCGGCCGCCGACCUGGGCGCGCCGGUACUCGUCCCAAGAUUUGCCGGCGCACCACAAAAUUGUGCUGCCAGCGCUUUCUCCCACCAUGGAGUCGGGUUCCAUCAUCAGCUGGGAAAAGGCUGAGGGCGACCAUGUGGCCGAGGGCGACCUGCUGGCCGAGAUCGAGACCGACAAGGCGAGCAUGGGCUUCGAGAACUCGGACGAAGGCUACCUGGCCAAGAUUCUGGUUCCCGCCGGGACAAAGGACAUCCCGCUUGGUAAACUGCUCUGCAUCAUCGUCGACAACAAGGAGGACAUCGACAAGUUCAAAGACUAUGUGGACACGUCGGGGCCGGCGCCGCCUUCAGCACCAUCCCCGCCGCAGGAGAAGGCCGCCGCGCCCGCCGCCGCGCCCGCUCCGCCGCCUCCUGCCGCCGCUGCUGCUUCUCCGGCCGCCGUCCCGGCGCCCUCCGCUGGACCUCCCACUGGCCGCAUCAUGGCUAGUCCACGCGCGCGCCGGCUGGCCGCCGAACAGGGCGUGGACUUGGCCUCGCUGCGCCCGGGCAGCGACGGCCUCGUGCGCGCCGCCCAGGUGACGGCCGCGCCCGCCGCCGCGCCGGUCUCCGCUGCCGCCCAGCCGUCCGCCGCGCACGACGAUCUGGAGUUGUCGGCCAUGCGCAAAACGAUCGCUAAGCGGCUGCUACAGUCGAAGCAGACCAUCCCGCACUACUACCUGUCCGCCACCAUCGACAUGACGCACGUGACGCGCGUACGCGCCGAAGCCAACCAGCGCGCUGGGAAGGACGGCGUCCGGCUCAGCAUUAACGACUUCGUCAUCAAGGCGGCGGCGCUGGCCUGCGCCAAGGUGCCGGCCGUCAACUCGUCCUGGAUGGACACGUUCAUACGUCAGUACCGGUCGGUGGACGUGAGCGUGGCCGUCUCCACCGAGCAGGGGCUCAUCACGCCGAUUGUGUUCGGCGCCGAGGCGCGCGGCGUGGCAGACAUCUCGGCGGAGGUGCGCCGGCUGGCCGAGCGCGCGCGCGCCCGCCAGCUGCAGCCGCGCGAGUACCAGGGCGGUACAUUCAGCAUCAGCAAUCUGGGCAUGUUUGGCGUGAAGAACUUCGCAGCCAUCGUGAACCCGCCACAGGCGUGCAUCCUGGCGGUGGGCGGCGUCGAGCAGAAGCUGGUGCCGGGCGAGGCGGGGCCGCGCACCAUCGACGCCAUGGCUGUCACGCUCUCCUGCGACCACCGUGUGGUGGAUGGCGCGGUGGGCGCCCAGUGGCUGGCCGUCUUCCGCGGCUUGCUCGAGCAGCCGGUUACUAUGAUUCUGUGAGAGUCGGCAGCGGCGGCCGUAGUGGGGCUUCUUACCUCGCCGCGCGCGCCAGCGUGGCGACGCCGACAAUACUGAUCAGGGUGGGGCGGCAGCCGUCGUGGCAGGGCAGGGUCCGCUCCUCGGUUGCACGCGACGGCGGAGGCGCGGAGCUCGCCGUCCCCGACAGCCGUUCGUGAGGCGCGUACGGAACGCGGGUCGGGUGGCGGGUGGAGGCCGUUAAGCGAUCUGGAUGUGGUUCGUUUUGUUAACUGAGUACGUGUGUGUUGUUACUUUGUGAGGUGUCGUGGUUCGGUUCUUGACUGAUCUGACAUUAAAGUCAGUUGGGCGCAGAAAGUG